ACCUACGUCUAGUCACUGCCCUUGGUGCAAAUGAUAAAUCCGAGUGGCAGUAGCAUGCCAUUCAUCAAACCAUGAUUCAAGCUUUGCAUAACCCAGCUUCAAGUCGUUAAUUCCGCGCGGCCUACUCGAUAUAAAUAUUUUAACAACUUUGCUCAGAAUAUACCAUAAACAGCUUCAACUGGACUUUAUUGACAGGAGUGGAUUUAGGUCCAGAGGGGCCGACUGAUUACAUAACCUUGCAAAAAGCAACGCUUACGUAAUACUCGUUAUCUUGAAGCCAUCAAUCCAGGCAGGCGCAAGAACCGACAACCCAUCGCUCCUUCCCCAUCCUCACCAACCUAGACGGCAGUUGUACUUGGUCGCAAAGCCUAAUAUUCUCUUGGUUUUAUUUAUACCAUCGAGUCCGCAAACUUCCAUACGGAUCGCACGUGCCUACAGUACCAAGUAUCCUCCUAUAAAGUGGAGGCGAAUUUGAAAAGGCAACGACGCCCCGGCGCAGACUCUCAAGAUGUCUGAGCGCAAAGUUCUCCAGAAAUACUACCCCCCGGAUUUCGAUCCUAGCAAGAUCACAAGGUCGAGAGGCCCAAAGGCACCAGGUCCCAAAGUCCAAACCGUCCGCCUGAUGGCUCCCUUCUCGAUGAAGUGCAUUGCAUGCGGCGAAUAUAUCUACAAAGGCCGCAAGUUCAACGCACGCAAGGAGACGACAGACGAGAAAUACCUUUCUAUAACUAUCUUCCGGUUCUACAUCAGAUGCACGCGGUGCUCUGCCGAAAUCACUUUCAAGACCGAUCCCAAAUCACUCGACUACACAUGCGAGCGCGGCGCGAAGCGGAAUUUCGAGCCAUGGCGCCAGGGCAGUCUGAAGGAGGAGACAGAGGAGGAGCGCCUGGCUCGCCUCGAGGCGGAGGAGGCGGAGAAGGAUACAAUGGAGGAGCUGGAGGCGAAGACACUGGAUGCUAAGACGGAGAUGGCUGUGGCUGAUGCGCUCGAUGAGAUUAGGACACGGAAUGCACGAUUUGAGCGCGUAGGCGGUGGCGAGGCGAGUAGUGUGGCUGCGAAGCCUGAAGUUGAUGAGAGCGUUGCUGCCCAGGAACUUGCGGAUGAGGAGGCGGCGAAGCGCGCGUUCCAGGCUAGGGCUGAGGAAGCGGCUGGAAGAAUAGUUGAGGAGGAUACGGCUGUCCCGGAAAAGACGGCGGUGCCGACGUUCACGCGGACUGUGAAGAAGAAAAAAGAUCACGGUGCUUUAUUGGGCAUCAAGAGGAAGCCGAAGUUGGUAUGAGGAACUAGUGGAUGUCCAAGAAGUUGGACAAGACCUCACAUAGAUACCGUUAUACGCAGCUGUUGAGGUUCUAUGCCAUUAUGAACAACCGCGUUGCCAUGAUGGCUGGCUAGCCUCGUAUGUGUCCCGCACACGUGGGCAGAAGCGUCCACGAGAAUAACCUCGUCACACAUGAGCCAUAGGAUCGGAUUCAACAGCAUAUGGUAGCAGGGACAGUUGAAGAGAAGCCCUUCUACUCUCUCCCACACUCCCAAGGCAGUCCAAGGAGCACUGUUCGGAUUAGAUCAGGAAGAAUCCAGUGAUGAGAAUGUAGAUAGUCUACUCUUCCAUUCCACCCCAUUUAGAGAUGGAACAUAGAUACCCAAAUCAAAUGUAUAUAUAAUAACAGCCUUAAAUAGAGCUGGAAUCCUAAGCCUUAACUAUAUCUUGGUGAACUGAAG
This is a messenger RNA of Pseudogymnoascus destructans, 1719 nucleotides long. RefSeq lists its product as uncharacterized. Lineage: Eukaryota; Fungi; Ascomycota; Leotiomycetes; Thelebolales; Thelebolaceae. The transcript has a single exon. Gene Ontology annotation, cellular component: U2-type catalytic step 1 spliceosome. The record is from RefSeq and is a predicted model, not a curated record. Gene Ontology annotation, biological process: mRNA splicing, via spliceosome. Bases 509 to 1279 code for a protein of 256 amino acids.